Molecule: messenger RNA, 303 nt
Organism: Pyrenophora tritici-repentis Pt-1C-BFP
Lineage: Eukaryota; Fungi; Ascomycota; Dothideomycetes; Pleosporales; Pleosporaceae
Source: RefSeq, a predicted model, not a curated record
AUGAGCUCCAACGAUAUCCCCAGCGGCGACGUUGUCGACAACGACUACACUUCCCGUACCGGCCAGUCUCAAAUCCCCGUUCAGAAAGAUGAGGCGCCCGUAGAGUCCACCGAGUACGAUAACGGAGGUGACUCUGAUAAGCAGCUUGAACGCGACGAGAAGGAUGCCAUUGACAGCAGCAACAUCAUCGAAGAGCGUACCCGGGGCGCCACGAAGACGUCUGGCACCUACCGCGAGCCUGGUGACGAGGAGGGCCUUGGUGCAGCGGCGGAUGGCAGCGAUGGAACCUCUUCUGUUCGCUAA